This is a messenger RNA of Nicotiana tabacum (common tobacco), 1197 nucleotides long. RefSeq names its product proteasome subunit alpha type-4. Gene Ontology annotation, biological process: ubiquitin-dependent protein catabolic process. Gene Ontology annotation, cellular component: proteasome core complex, alpha-subunit complex; proteasome core complex. NCBI's taxonomy places the organism in Eukaryota, Viridiplantae, Streptophyta, Magnoliopsida, Solanales, Solanaceae. The record is from RefSeq and is a predicted model, not a curated record.
UUCUUCUUAAUUUCUCACUACUUCAAAUUAUGCUGAAGUUUCUUCUUGGCCAAGUUGGAGACCAUUUUACCUCUCUCGAUUCCUUUCCCCGGCGAAAUCCAGUAAAUUCACAAUGUCAAGAAGAUAUGAUAGUCGCACAACUAUCUUCUCCCCAGAAGGUCGUUUAUAUCAGGUUGAAUAUGCAAUGGAAGCUAUUGGAAAUGCAGGAAGUGCAAUAGGUAUCUUAGCUAAAGAUGGUGUGGUGUUGGUAGGUGAAAAGAAGGUAACUUCAAAGCUUCUUCAGACUUCAACAUCCACUGAGAAGAUGUACAAGAUUGACGACCAUGUUGCCUGUGCUGUAGCUGGAAUAAUGUCAGAUGCUAACAUCCUCAUUAACACUGCUAGGGUUCAAGCUCAGCGCUAUACUUAUGCUUAUCAAGAACCAAUGCCUGUUGAACAGCUAGUUCAGUCUCUGUGCGACACCAAGCAAGGCUAUACACAGUUUGGUGGGCUUCGCCCAUUUGGUGUUUCAUUUCUUUUUGCAGGCUGGGAUAAGAACUAUGGCUUUCAACUGUACAUGAGUGAUCCAAGCGGCAAUUAUGGUGGUUGGAAAGCUGCAGCGAUUGGGGCUAACAAUCAACCAGCACAGUCAAUGCUGAAGCAGGACUACAAGGAUGACAUCACAAGGGAGGAAGCUGUUCAACUUGUUCUGAAGGUGCUUAGUAAGACUAUGGAUAGCACUAGUCUUACUUCAGAGAAGCUUGAACUGGCAGAGGUAUUCCAAACCAAUGGUAAAGUCAAAUACCACGUGCACUCACCGGAAUCCUUGAACAGGUUGCUCCUACGGUAUGGAUUGACCCAACCUGCUCCGGAGAAUUAGUACACUUAUAUUUGCGCAUCUUUUCAGCAUUAUUUUCAUUGUUUCCGAGUUUUAUGCUUAGAGAUUUCUGUUUCUAUUUCACUUCCUAAGAUGGCGAAGUCUUUUGAAUCCUGCUCCGGGUGAGAAACUGGAAAUCCACUUAGAUACCUUUUUUUGGUGCAUCUGCUCCAUGUUCGUUUUGUUUGAAACUGAUAUUAAGGCUCAAAUGCUGGGUUAUUCUUCUGCUGUUUCUGGUAUUACAAGCAAGCCAUCGCUUUUGAAAAAGCUUAUUUGGGAUUAGUCGGCUUUGCCAGUUCAAGAGUUAUCAUACCACAAAUGAGAAAGGUGUUAAUAUUUUA